Molecule: messenger RNA, 4756 nt
Organism: Fundulus heteroclitus (mummichog)
Lineage: Eukaryota; Metazoa; Chordata; Actinopteri; Cyprinodontiformes; Fundulidae
Exons: 8
Coding region: 307-2859 (850 amino acids)
Source: RefSeq, a predicted model, not a curated record
UCGGAUCAAACUCCGUCCAAGUCCUCCAAGAAAAAGGCUAGCAAAGAAUCAUCUGUGACUGAAGCUGUCGAAGUUGAGCAUGCUGGCUCAUCGGAUCAAGCUCUGUCCAAGUCCUCCAAGAAAAAGGCUAGCAAAGAAUCAUCUGUGACUGAGGCUGUCGAAGUUGAGCAUGCUGGCUCAUCGGAUCAAGCUCCGUCCAAAUCCUCCGAGAAAAAGAAACAUCAUUCAAGGUCUUCACCUGAUACUAGCUCUUCUGAUGAAGACCAUUUGCUCAUCCCUAAGUUAAGAAGGACCAAAAGCAUUGUGAUGAACAAACUUGAUAAUUUGGAGUCCGAUGACCUAUUUGACCCUUCAUCAAAUGAGAGUGGAGAAGAAUAUGUUCCUAAAAGUAGUGAGGAAUACUCUGAAGAUACUGACACAAGUGAAAUUAUGGAAACUGACGAUCAGAAAAGACUCCUCCUCUGUCAUUUUAAGAAAGUUGCAGUUUCACCUCCCCCUGUGAUGAAGGAGAACAGUAAAGAUAAAUGUACGGAGAGGGGACUUCACAGGGGACGUUCACCAACAAAAAAGCAUGAAAAAUUUCAUAAAUCCAAAAGGCGACGUUUUAGUCCUUCACUCUGUCGCACUAAAUGCAUUGGUGAGGCUCAGUCAGCUGAUCAAAUUGGACGUUCAAGUGAAGACGACAGCUCUGCCACAUCAACACCUGUUGCAGAAGAUGAUGGUGUAUUUUACUCUUCAGUUGCAGAUGAUAGAUGUCCUAAAGUUUCUCCUGUCAUACCUGCUGUUUCAAAAAGUCAGGAUGGGUCACGCAUUUACAACAAAAAGCAGUACUGUUUGUACUGUAAACAGGGAUACAUAAAAAUUUCAAGGCAUUUGGAGCGUGCUCAUCACAACAAACCUGAGGUUGCACAAGCCAUAGCUUUUCCCAAAGGCUCCAGGGAAAGAAGGUUACACCUCGAACAUUUGAGAAACAGAGGCAACUUUGCACAUAAUGUUGAGGUGCUUAAUAGUGGCACUGGAAGACUGGUUCCACGCAAGCAACCAAGGGAAACAUCUGAAUCACAAAAUUAUCUCCACUGCACCUAUUGCCAAGGAUUAUUCACAAAAAAAGUCCUCUGGAGGCACAUGACAAUCUGCAAGUUCAAGCCCAAUGUUGUCAAGAAACCUGGCAAAACACGAGUUCAGUCGCUCUGUGCAUUUGCUGUUCCCCCUCCCCCAGGAGUGAAGACAGAGUUCUGGAAGUUGUUGAACUCCAUGAUUCAGGAUGAGGUGUACUCUGCUGUAAAAUCUGAUGAACUCAUCAUUGAAUAUGGACAGCAUCUUUACAAUAGACUGGGUUAUGAUCCCACAAAACAUGAGUACAUUCGUCAAAAGAUGAGAGAACUUGGAAGACUUUUGAUACAUUCAAAGAAAAUUACCCCCAUGACGACGAUUGAAGAACACAUUAAACCUGCAAAUUUUAUGCUGGUUGUGGAAUCUGUAAAAUCCCUAGCAGGUUUUACGGUUGAAACAAACACCUACAGGUGCCCUAGUUUAGCGUUGAAGAUUGGAUACAGCUUGACAAAAAUUUCACAGCUGGUUGAAAGUCGUGCAAAUGUGCAGAAGAAUUACAGUGCAGCUAAAGAUGCUCGUGCAUUCCGAAAUGUUUAUGAAUCAAGAUGGAAUGAGUUUGUGUCAGCUGCAUCUCUGAGAACACUCCAGGAAUCAAAGUGGAAUGCUCCACAGUUGCUUCCCUUUACUAAAGAUGUCCAGACUCUUCAUUUACAUCUAAGUGAGCAACAACAACAUUUUUACAACCAAUUAUCAACAGAAGUAUCCUCACAAACCUGGAUGAAUCUGACCAAAGUCACCCUGACUCAAGUGAUUCUGUUCAACAGACGCCGAUCCGGGGAAGUAUCAAAAAUGUCCCUUUCCGCAUAUCUGUCUUCGAUUCCAAAUAGUGAUCAGGAUGAUUUGAAAGAAGCUCUAUCUGACCUUGAAAAAAAACUGUGCAAACAUUUUAGAAGAUUAGAAAUAAGAGGGAAAAGGGGCAGAAAGGUACCAGUCCUACUGACUCCAGAAAUGCAGCAGUCAUUGGAUAUGCUUGUCAGCAAACGACAGGAAUGUGGUGUACCUACAGAAAACAUCUACUUAUUUGCAAGACCAUUCGCAAUGAGUUGCUAUCGUGGCUCUGAUUGCCUUCGGCAUUUUGCUAGCACCUGUGGAGCCAAAAGACCAGACACAUUGACAUCAACAAAGCUGCGCAAGCAAACAGCAACUCUGUCUCAGAUUUUGAACCUGAGCAAUACAGAGUUGGAUCAGCUAGCAAAUUUCCUUGGUCACGAUAUAAGAGUUCAUCGCCAGUUUUACAGGCUUCCAGAAGGCACCCUUCAGCUUGCUAAAAUCAGUAAAGUACUCAUGGCACUGGAGCAGGGACGUCUUGUUGACUUUAAAGGAAAAAGCCUGGAUGACAUAACCAUUGACCCUGAAGAGAAUGUGAAGUUGGACAGUGAGGAAGAGGCAGAGUUUGAGUCAGAUCCUAAGGAGGAUCAAGUCACAUCCAUCGGGGAACAUAGACCAGAAAUGGAGGACAGAAAUGCCGAAAUACAGGACAAUAGGACACCUUCACAAACCAGCAAAAGUAGUUCACCUAAAAAGGGUAAAAGUCGCCAGCCAUCUAAGAGGAGAAAUUGGGAGAAAGCAGAGAUCCUUGCAGUUGAAAAGCACUUGAUGCCAUUCAUCAACACAUGUCGUGUUCCAGGGAAGACUGAUUGUGAGACGUGUCUAAAACAGGAACCUGUUGCACUCAGACACCGAAAUUGGCUAGCUAUUAAGUUUUAUGUCAAGAAUCGCAUAACAGCCCUCAAAAACAAAGUUUAGAAGGUUUUAAUUUCAAACUUCUUUUAAGUGCUUUAGUUGCUUAGUCAUGUCAUAGACAUUUCAGUUUGUCUUUGUCUUCCUUUAAAGUACAGGCAAUAGGACAUUUUUUCGUUCGGACAUGGCUUCACAAUAACUUAAAAAAACUGAGGGUACUGAGGGUGAUUUCAAGACUGUUUAUCCCUGUUAGUUUAUUGGUAAAUGGGCAAAUAUACCAACCUGAUGCUGCAUAUGAAACGUAAAGGAACGUUUGCGGAACGGUGGAAUGAACAAUGUAAAUAUGUGUGCAAUUGGCAACAACUCUAGUUUACAUUUGAACCACAGCCAUGAAUAACUUUGCCUGUUCUUGGGUGUUCUUAAGAGAAACAGGCUCCUGAUCUGAUAUUAGGACAGAUAGGGAUAUCUUAUUUAAAAGCAGAAGUAAUUUCAGUUUGUAAUUUUUAAGUUAGGUUGUUGGUUUGCAUAGCAUUUACAGGGGGGAAAAAUCCCAUCAAGAGUUCUGUUGAUGGGAACAAUAAAUGUUCAUUAUUCUACACAUUUUAUACAUCAUCACAGAGGACUCAGAGCGGUCUCCACAGGAACAACACUCAGCCUCUGCGGUUGCUACCUUGAUGCAGCUCAAGAAGUCUUGCCUGUAAUUUGACCAAUAGUACAUAUGAUAUAAAGUGACUGCGAGGAGCAGAAACCAGAGCAUUCAAGGAUUUACAGCUUUGAUCAUGAAAACUAAAUCUGCCGCUAUUGGAAAAACCAAGUUGGUUAGUUCAAAAAUGAGCACAUAUGAUUUACAAGGCUUUGCAAUGCCUUUAAAUACUGAGCCAUACUUGUGAGGCACAUGGCUAACCUUCAACUAUUAUUUCUCACUUUUCAAGAAACUUGAGUAACACCAAUUGAACAAUAAACGUUCAGGUUCUGUAGAGAAAGAGAUAUUUAUUUAGGACAUCCUUAUUUGAGCUAACUGAGUCACAGACACUGAUGCAAGGCUCGCUGAUUUUGUUACUUCUUUGGUGACCCUGACCUUGGGGCAAAGUUGUUUAAUUUAAAUGAGAUAUAAAUGUUUAAGGGCUUCAGGUGCUUUGCCUUGUUUAUUCCCACGUGUGGGUGAAGUUCUUAUCCCUGUUAAGUUUAUUAGUAAAUGGAAAAAAAUAACCAACCUGAUGCUGCAUUUGAAACAUAAAGGAAUUUUUAGCGGAAUGGAGGAAUAAACAAUGUAAAUUUGUAUGCAAUUGUCAACAACUGUAGUUUACAUUUGAAUCACAGCCAUACAUAAUUGCCUGUUCUUUUUAAGAGAAACAGGCUCCUAAUCUGACAUUAGGACCGAUAGGGAGAUCCUAUUUCAAAGCAGAUGUAAUUUCACUUUGUAAUUUUUAAGUUCAGUUGUUGGUUUGCACAGCAUUUACGGGGGGAAAAAUCCCAUCAAGAGUUCUGUGGAUGGGAACAAUAAAUGUUCAUUAUUCUACACAUUUAUAUGCCUUUGUCAUUUAUUUAAUACAUAAAAGUAAAAUAAAAAACAAUUUCCAGAUGUAUUAAAUCAAAAAAACUAAUGGAAAUUAAAUGUUGCUAUAACAUUUGGUCUGAGUUCUUCAGAGUCGUUGUAGAUGUUGAUUGUUGUGGGGAGGAAGGAUUUCCUGUUUCAUUGAGUAUUACAAUGGAUCUAAAGAAGCCUCUGAGUGCAAAUAUCUGAAAUUCUAAUGAAGAGGAUGAUGGUUGUUUCUGUUUGUUUCAUGAAGAAUCCUUUGAACGAUCCUCUCAAGAGAAUUUCCACAGUAGUUCCCAGAACAGAAUUAUUCUAUUGAGUUUUUUUAAAUCCCUGGCCCUGAUACUAACCCAAGAGAUGAUGGCAAAAGAGAUGUCACUCUUUGCAACAGAUUAAUAGAAGGUAUAGAGCCUCUUGCUGCAAAUA